AAGUUUUUGUGAAAUUUGUCGUGUAACAAUCGAUUAAUUUAUCAUUCAGCUUCCCUAUCUGAAAAACAAAAAAAAACUUCACUUUAAAUAAAAUGGCAGGAUUAGUAGAUAAGCCAAAUAGAGUUGUUGAAUAUCAAAAGUUCUUUCAGACAAAUUCUAGUACACCUCUUUGGAUUCUUGGUGGUCCUUCUAGAAAAGGUUUCGUGGCUUUAUUCUUUGGAGGUCUUGCUGUUGGCACGACUGGAGCAGCGUAUGCUUUAACCAAAAUGAUAAAGGGAAAGAAAUAACAAUUUUAAUAUAUUUUUUUUCCUAUAAAACAAGAAUAGUUGUAUAAAGAAAACUAUGUUUAUUUGAUUUCGUUAUUAUUUAUGUUGGUUUAAUCUCAAUUAAUAAAAUUAAUAAAAUAUUAUCAUUUGUUUCAAGGUUG
Messenger RNA from Rhizophagus irregularis DAOM 181602=DAOM 197198, 427 nucleotides. NCBI's taxonomy places the organism in Eukaryota, Fungi, Glomeromycota, Glomeromycetes, Glomerales, Glomeraceae. The record is from RefSeq and is a predicted model, not a curated record.